UGCGACGAUGUGCUCGAAGCUGCAAAAACGUUACCAGAAGCCAUGUUAAAAAACGUGGCUUCAAUAGCGUUUCAAGUGGGCACUUGCUUUGGGAAAAAUGGAAGCUUUGUUGAAGCGGAAUGGCACUUCAGAAGAGCUCUGCAACUUAGACCUUCUAAUGCCAUGUAUCACGCUAACAUAGGGGUGCUAUACCAACGCUGGGCCCGAUACGAACUGGCAGAAUACUACUACGACAAAGCACUGUCACUUGAAGAAAACGAGCUCGUAGAGAUUAACUUGAAAGCGGUCCAGGAAAAGCUAAACAGGACCAGCGCACUUGGGUAA
Cylicostephanus goldi is the source of this 324-nucleotide messenger RNA. NCBI's taxonomy places the organism in Eukaryota, Metazoa, Nematoda, Chromadorea, Rhabditida, Strongylidae. The record is from the annotation of a GenBank genome assembly.